Neomonachus schauinslandi (Hawaiian monk seal) is the source of this 1398-nucleotide messenger RNA. RefSeq names its product septin 11 (gene SEPTIN11). Gene Ontology annotation, cellular component: septin ring; microtubule cytoskeleton; septin complex. The transcript is spliced from 10 exons. The record is from RefSeq and is a predicted model, not a curated record. The coding region runs from base 82 to 1371 and encodes 429 amino acids. Gene Ontology annotation, molecular function: GTPase activity; molecular adaptor activity; GTP binding. Gene Ontology annotation, biological process: cytoskeleton-dependent cytokinesis. Lineage: Eukaryota; Metazoa; Chordata; Mammalia; Carnivora; Phocidae.
CGAGCCGGAGCCGGAGCCGGAGCGUCAGCCCGUGUUGGCGGAGAGCACCCAGGCGCAGCCGGAGUCGGAGCCGCAGCCGCGAUGGCCGUGGCCGUGGGGAGACCGUCUAAUGAAGAGCUUCGGAACUUGUCCCUUUCUGGACAUGUUGGAUUUGACAGUCUCCCGGACCAGCUGGUCAAUAAAUCUACUUCUCAAGGAUUCUGUUUCAACAUCCUGUGUGUUGGUGAGACGGGCAUCGGCAAAUCCACGUUAAUGGACACUUUAUUCAACACCAAAUUUGAAAGUGACCCAGCUACUCACAAUGAACCAGGUGUCCGGUUAAAAGCCAGAAGUUACGAGCUUCAGGAAAGCAACGUACGGCUGAAGUUAACCAUCGUUGAUACCGUGGGAUUUGGAGACCAGAUAAAUAAAGAUGACAGCUAUAAGCCAAUAGUGGAGUAUAUUGAUGCCCAAUUUGAGGCCUACCUGCAAGAGGAAUUGAAGAUCAAACGUUCUCUCUUCAACUACCACGACACCAGGAUCCACGCAUGCCUCUACUUCAUUGCCCCCACUGGCCAUUCCCUGAAGUCUCUGGAUCUAGUCACCAUGAAAAAGCUGGAUAGCAAGGUGAACAUCAUUCCAAUAAUUGCAAAAGCUGACACCAUUGCCAAAAAUGAACUGCACAAAUUCAAGAGUAAGAUCAUGAGUGAACUGGUCAGCAAUGGAGUCCAGAUAUAUCAGUUCCCCACAGAUGAAGAAACGGUGGCGGAGAUUAAUGCAACAAUGAGCGUCCAUCUCCCAUUUGCCGUGGUCGGCAGCACCGAAGAGGUGAAGAUCGGCAACAAGAUGGCAAAGGCCAGGCAGUACCCCUGGGGUGUGGUGCAGGUUGAGAAUGAAAACCAUUGUGAUUUCGUGAAACUUCGGGAGAUGCUGAUCCGUGUGAACAUGGAAGAUUUGCGAGAGCAGACUCACACCCGCCAUUAUGAAUUGUAUCGGCGCUGUAAGCUCGAGGAGAUGGGUUUCAAGGACACUGACCCUGACAGCAAGCCUUUCAGUCUUCAGGAGACUUACGAAGCAAAAAGAAAUGAAUUUCUGGGAGAACUUCAGAAGAAAGAAGAAGAAAUGAGGCAAAUGUUUGUGAUGAGAGUGAAGGAGAAAGAAGCUGAACUUAAAGAGGCAGAGAAAGAGCUCCAUGAGAAGUUUGACCUCCUGAAGCGGACACACCAAGAAGAGAAGAAGAAAGUGGAAGACAAGAAGAAGGAGCUGGAGGAGGAGGUGAACAGUUUCCAGAAGAAGAAGGCAGCCGCUCAGCUCCUACAGUCCCAGGCACAGCAGUCUGGGGCCCAGCAAACCAAGAAAGACAAGGAUAAGAAAAAUGCAAGCUUCACAUAAAGCCUGGCAAGCCAAGGAUGGUCCCGC